UGAACGUGUUACGUAGAUAUCGUAGACUUAAACUCUCGUAGAUUUUCUUGCAUGAGUUUCCUGCUGCGUCCAGUAGCAGCCAUGUUUUAAGGAAGUCAAAAAGUAAUGUUGGCAGUUAUGUUACAGAGAUUGUCAAACCAUUGCUAUUCCAUAUUUUUAUUUUAAGUUCAUUGAGCACAGAAUCAAACAUAACCUCUUCUGUAUCUCUAACCUCUAAAGCACUGAGCCCUUGAAACAGGUGCUAAUUAAGUGAAACGCAAACACCUGCUCAGGUUGUCCCACAGUGGCCUCUGCUGACUCUUCACACCUGACUCCAGUCAUCUACUCAUCGUAGAGGUAACCGGUCUGUGGAAGUGGCCUCACUUUAAAAGCUCUGCUGUGUUCACUGCAGUCACUGAGCUGAAACCUUUAUUGUUUGGUCUCAAACAGUGCAAAGUUUGUGCAGGUUGUUUGGUUUCAGCUUUCAGAAUGUCUUCUGGAUUUUGUGUGGGGGUGAUUCUGCUCUCACUCCUGUGCUUUGGCCCACAAGCAAAAGCACUGAGCUACAGAAGUGAUGGCUCUGGGGGCCUUCAGCCUUACUUUCCACAUAAAGGAAAUGUAAUUCAGUCGGGUAUUGUUUCAAGUCGUGGUAUUAAUGUGGGUUCUGCUCAACAAGCUAAGCCGAUCUACCAGACAAAACCCCAGCAGCCGAGCUACCAGCAACCUAGGCCCCAGCAGCCGAGCUACCAGCAACCCAGGCCCCUGCAGCCGAAGCCCCAGCAGCCGAGCUACCAGCAACCCAGGCCCCUGCAGCCAAGCCCCAGCAGCCGAGCACCACCAGCAGCCAGCCCCAGCAGUCCAGCAACCAGGCCCCUGCAGCCGAAGCCCCAGCAGCCGAGCUACCAGCAGCCCAGGCCCCAGCAGCCGGCCCAGCAGCAGCCCAGGCCCCAGCAGCCCCAGCAGCCCAGGCCCCAGCAGCAGCCCAGAGCCGAGCUACCAGCAGCCCAGGCCCCAGCAGCCGAGCUACCAGCAGCCCAGGCCCCAGCAGCCCAGGCCCCAGCAGCCCAGGCCCCAGCAGCCCAGGCCCCAGCAGCCCAGCAACAGUGCAAGUCAAAGCAAAGCUGGCAUGUGGGAUGCAGUUUCUCGUGGUUUUGA
Solea senegalensis (Senegalese sole) is the source of this 1134-nucleotide messenger RNA. Its product is annotated as gamma-gliadin-like. Lineage: Eukaryota; Metazoa; Chordata; Actinopteri; Pleuronectiformes; Soleidae. The transcript has 5 exons. The record is from RefSeq and is a predicted model, not a curated record. Bases 469 to 1134 code for a protein of 221 amino acids.